UCCAAGGAUGUCAUAAGCAGCAUGCAUCAAUCGGGCAGAAUGGCCAAAAUGAAGGCCUUGGAGCCAUUGGAUCUGCCAUGAAGGAUCUGGAUGGGCAGAGCGAUGGAGGUCGCUCCGCCAGAUCCUGUUUGAGUGGCUCCGCGCGAGUGCGCAAACUCUACACUCUCCGUCGAGCCGAGCAAGAUCUGAUGCACGAGCCAAGCCAGAAAGUGCCUGCGACAAAGCCUCGCGCCGCCUGGACGGAUCAUGCACCUGUGUGGUUGGCAGAUGAUUUCCUCGCACCAACAGACCGCUACAUCUUCGGGGAGGCAGAUCGGGCCCCACCGGAACUCAACGAGGAUCCCCCGGAUCGCUCUCUGAUGACCCAUCGCGACUUCAUUGCCUCGCGGGAGCGACGAAACGCCCAGGAGAACCGUGAACGCUUCGGCGAGUUCCUGGCGAAAUCCCGGGAUUUUACCCGUUUGCCGCGCAGGAGGAGAAUCCAGCUUCUGGAAAGUUUGGAAAAGGAUGAGAUCUCUUCCUGGCCUGGAACCGACUCCUUUCGACGCCAAGAACUGCGGCCCAUGCGCCACGUCAACGUGCAGCGCGCACGCUGUGAAUGGACGAUUCGGCGGACUCCACAGCAAAUCUCCGCUCCGAAGGAUGAGACGAGUUCAGCAGGUCCGAUUCGUCCCCCAGAAGUGGAGAUGCUAAUUUCCUGUGGUCCUGGGGAGAUCUUUCCAGAGAACGUCAAUGCUUUGAAAAAAGCAGUGAGAAUAUUGGGUAAACCAGAAGCACCUGAGAGGCCUCCCAGUGAAAGCUGGUGGGUGCAAAAGAGAAGCAAAGAAGAGGAGGCCCUUAAAAGCAAGAAGGUGACAGCGUUGAUCGAGGAGCUGGGUCAAAUGGUCGCAUCAACUUUUCUGGACGAGGAUGAUGCCACGCACUUGGCGCAUUUGGGGCGGGCAUUGGAGGAGCAUUGCUACAAACUACGCCUGAAGCAGCUCAUCCCUGCCUUACUGCUGCUGAGUCGCGCCUGGAAGAUCCUGAAGGCUGAGGCAGAGCCAGCUGUGGAGCAUACCCUCAUUGUGAGGGAACACUGGCGACGGAUGAGCAAGGAGUUGCAGAUCUCCGCAAAUUUCAUGGCAGAGGCGGUGUCGGCCAACUCUCGCACUGCCCACCUGCCAAUGGUGACAGCAGCCUUGCAGGCCUUGGCUGAAUCUGAGACCUGCUGCCAGGAACGGCUUGAUGCUCAACUGGCACGGCUCAAGGAGCUCUUUCGCAAAGAGUCCAUUUGCUCCAAAGACCUUGCGAAGAUCGCUGGUGCAGUGGGAACGGCACGACUGGCAGGAGCCUACAGCAGUCAGGGCUUCUUGGAAUACUUCAACGCUGUCUUGCUGGAGCACCUCAUUGAGUUCCGAGAGGAGGAGUUCCACAGCAUGGGCUGGGUCUUUCCAACCGCUUGCAUGACCGGCAAUGAGCUCCAGCAGGUCUUAGCCCGUGCGGCUGAGAUCCAGGUGGGCUUGCUUCCGAACAGUGCGCACUGCCUGGGUAUGAUGCGAAACGUUGCAGACUUUGUGGUUCUGAGGGCACCUCAGCUCCACGCGUCCCUGAACGGCUUCCUACAGCUCUACUGUCAGAAGUUACGCUCGGAGAUCGAGAUCGACAGCUGAAGGCCUUGGCCAAGCCGUGCAUGUUGAAAUGGUAAGGUUUUCCGCUCAGAAAAAGUGUUUUGAAAGGGCGCUUGAUUCGCCCGAGACUUCCGCCUGCGGGCGGCAUCCCUUUUUCUGGGCUCGGCCCAGCAACGUGAAGAAACC
Messenger RNA from Cladocopium goreaui, 1793 nucleotides. NCBI's taxonomy places the organism in Eukaryota, Dinophyceae, Suessiales, Symbiodiniaceae. The record is from the annotation of a GenBank genome assembly.